This is a messenger RNA of Cololabis saira (Pacific saury), 4160 nucleotides long. It is a transcript of the gene marchf5, whose product is annotated as membrane-associated ring finger (C3HC4) 5. The record is from RefSeq and is a predicted model, not a curated record. Bases 345 to 1190 code for a protein of 281 amino acids. Gene Ontology annotation, molecular function: zinc ion binding. The transcript is spliced from 6 exons. Lineage: Eukaryota; Metazoa; Chordata; Actinopteri; Beloniformes; Belonidae.
UCUCUUUCGCCAGUCAAUGGAGUCAAACGGUCACGCCGAAGGAGCCCAUCACCGCUUUAAAGGGGAUUUAUUAACCCGCAGCAGAGCUCCAGUCGCUGAUAAAGAGUAUUUAAACCUGAGCGGAGUCUUCUCGAGCUGAAUAUCCGCGUGGUUUGGAGCUGAUAAAGCGGUUAUUAAACCCCCAGGCCCGGGCAGGAGCCGGCCAGCUAACUAGGCCACGGUGGAAACACAGAACUGUUAUAAAAACUAAACUGUUAUUAAACCGGACUUUUAAUGGUUUCACUGUAACUCAGGGUUAAACUUUACACCAGGAACACUGCGGUUCUUCUAACUGAUCCCACACCAUGGCGGAACAGAAUGCAGUUGUCACGCAGCAGAAUCUGGACAGGAGCUGCUGGGUUUGCUUCGCCACAGACGAGGACGACCGCGCGGCGGAGUGGGUGCGUCCGUGCCGGUGCCGCGGCUCCACCAAGUGGGUGCACCAGGCCUGCCUGCAGCGCUGGGUGGACGAGAAGCAGCGCGGCAACAGCACGGCACGCGUGGCCUGCCCCCAGUGCAACGCUGAAUACCUCAUCGUCUUCCCCAAACUAGGUCCGGUGGUUUACGUGCUGGAUCUGGCUGACCGGCUCAUCUCCAAGGCCGGGCCCUUCGCUGCCGCCGGCAUCAUGGUGGGAUCAAUCUACUGGACGGCCGUCACCUACGGAGCCGUCACCGUCAUGCAGGUGGUGGGCCACAAGGAGGGCCUGGACGUGAUGGAGCGGGCCGACCCGCUGUUCCUGCUCAUCGGCCUGCCCACCAUCCCCGUCAUGCUCAUCCUGGGGAAGAUGGUCCGCUGGGAGGAUUACGUGCUGCGUCUGUGGAGGAAAUACUCCAACAAGCUGCAGAUCCUCAACAGCAUCUUCCCAGGGAUCGGGUGUCCGGUCCCCCGGAUCCCGGCCGAGGCCAGUCCCCUGGCCGACCACGUCUCCGCCACCAGGAUUCUCUGCGGAGCGCUCGUCUUCCCCACCAUCGCCACCAUCGUGGGGAAGCUGAUGUUCAGCAGCGUCAACUCCAACCUGCAGAGAACCAUCCUGGGAGGCAUCGCCUUCGUGGCGAUCAAAGGAGCGUUCAAGGUUUAUUUCAAGCAGCAGCAAUACCUGAGACAAGCUCACCGCAAGAUCCUGGACUUCCCGGAGCAGGAGGAGGCCUGAGAGGAGGAAGAGGAGGAGGAGGAGCAGGAGGCCUGAGAGGAGGAGGAGCAGGAGCAGGAGGAGGCCUGAUGAGCUGGAGGAGGAGGAGGAGGCCUGAGAGGAGGAGGAAGAAGAGCAGGAGUAGACCUGAGAGGAGGAGCAGGAGGAGGAAGGACGGACUCUAGGGAGGAGGAAGAGCCGCUGAAACGGACUCAGAAUCAGCGUCACACACACACACACACACACACACACACACACACACACACACACACACACACACACACACACACACACACACACACACACACACACACACACACACACACACACACACACACUCUCCUCUCUUCUCCUGGAGAAACAUUCAGAUAAACGAUUCCCCUUCACCUAAAACUCCAGCCGCUUGUGUGGCGACGGAUCAGAGAACAGAAACAGAAACAGACUGGAGCAUGUUUGCAGUUAGUGUGCAGUUACACACACUUACACACAAAAAAAACACACACACACACCCCCCCACCCCCCCAGAACUGGAUGUGCUUCUAUCAUGUAACUAAUACUUUAAUGUCAAAUUAACGUAUUUUAAGAAAACCGUACGGGGCAUGUGUAGUAAGAAGGUUUUAUAAAAAACACAAAACAAUAAGAUUGUUUUUAUAAUGUUUAUUUCACCGGUUGGAGCAGGUGUCGGUACUGACCCAUGAACUCGGGUCAGAGUGUGGAAUGUAUCACCGAUAAAACCGGGAAAUGUAACGAAGAAGAAGAAGUCACUCGAUCCCAUACUAAAGUUCAGACCUACACUGCAAAAACUUGAAAUUUAACAAGAAUAUUUAUCUUAUUUCUAGUUAAAAUUUCUCAUUUUUAGUCAAAAAAAUCUCAUUACACUUAAAACCAGAGUCAUUACUGGGAAAAAACAACAAUUUUCACCUGUUUCAAGUAGAUUUUCACUUGAAAUAAGUAGAAAAAUCUGCCAGUGGAACAAGAUUUUUUUGCUUGUAAUGAGAAGAUAAAUCUUGUCCCACUGGCAGAUUUUUCUACUUUAUUUCAAGUGAAAAUGUACUUGAAACAGGUGAAAAUUGUCAAAUAGGUUAUUUUUUCUGGUAAUUACUUACUUUAAGUAGAUGUGAGAUGUGAGAUGUGAAAUGAGAUUUCUUUUUGACUAAAAUUGAGACAUUUUGUCUCAUUUUUAGUCAAAAACUAUUUCAUUACACUUAAAACCAGACUCAUCACUGGAAAAAACCAACAAUUUUCACUUAAAAUAAGUAGAAAAAUCUGCUAGUGGGACAAGAUUUUUUUUUGCUUGUAAUGAGAAGUGAAAAUUUCAAGUGAAAAUUUACUUGAAACAGCAGAAAAUUGCCAAAAAACAAGUUAUUUUUCUGGUAAUGACUCUUGUUUUAAGUGUAAUUAGAUUUUUUUUUGACUAAAAAUGAGACAUUUUAACUAGAAAUAAGACACAUAUUCCUGUUAAGAUGUUGAGUUUUUGCAGUGCAAUCCCCAUCAGACGUGUUUUAGGAGCUUUAUUGUUUAGUCUUUUUUUGUUCUCAAGCCUUCGGAAGUGUUGGUUUGGUUUCCACCAUCCCAGAACGCUCCCCAGCGCCGGAGAGACGACGUUUUCCUGACGUAGGACUGGUUUUCUCACCACACGCUGAUAGAAGACACAGACUGGUUGUUUUUGGUUUCCCCUGUUGGAGUUUUAUCGCCGCGCUGACACCGGCGCUGAGCAGAAACACCGGCGAGACGCAGCUCGACCUUCAGCCGGACGUUGGUGGAAAUUAAAGAGUCAGUUCAACCCAAAUAAGCCAUAAUCUUCCUGCUGAAAUAACUUACCCAUAACAGUCGGCACUGCAGAGCCAAGUGUGAUUUUAGUGCAUUGCAGCGUGGGAAGAUUCACCCACGAUAAGAAUGUUUAAGUAUUUUUUUUUUUAAUUACCGGUAAUUGGCACAAGCUGUUAAAAAGGAUUGUAGCUCCUAUAAUGUAAUUAUUUCCUGAAAAUGUUAUAAAAUUUGCACUUAACUCAAUCAGAAAUUUAAUAAAAUAUCCUGACUGAUAUUGUAAUAACAUUUUUACCGAUAAUGUAAUACCUUAUUACAUUAUUGGGAAUUUAUUACAUUUUCAGGGGGUCUCUUUUUUUUUUUCCAAAAUAAAUAAUGUAAUAUACAUGUUAAUUUUCAGUCCAGAGUUCUACAUUUUGUGUUUUAAGUAUCUAAGAAUGUUAUAUACGCUGGAUUUAAAACACCAGAAUGACUAUAGCACUGCAAAAACCCAAAAUCUUACCAGGAAUGUCUUAUUUCUAGUCAAAAAAUCCCAUUACACUUAAAACAAGAGUCAUUACCAGAAAAAUAACUUAUUUGACAAUUUUCACCUGUUUCAAGUAAAUUUUCACUUGAAAUAAGUAGAAAAAUCUGCCAGUGGAACAAGAUUUAUCUUCUCAUUACAAGCAAAAAAAUCUUGUUCCACUGGCAGAUUUUUCUAUUUAUUUUAAGUGAAAAUCUAUUUGAAAAAGGUGAAAAUAGUUUUUUCCAAUGAUGAGUCUUGUUUUAAGUGUAAUGAGAUUUUUUUUUUUAACUAAAAAUAAGAAAUAUUCCUGGUAAGAUUUGGGGUUUUUGCAGUGUAGGACGAGUACCAUGUAAUAAAAUCCCAAUAAGGUAUUACAUUAUCUGUAAAAAUAUUACAAUAUCUGUCAGGAUAUUUUAUUACAUUAUUGGGUUUUAUUACAUUUUCAAUUCAGUUAAGUGAAAAUUUUAUAACAUUUUCAGGAAAUUAUUACAUUACUGCUACAAGGAUUUGUGUGGAAAGAAUCCGAGUUUGUUCUUCAAGAGUCCGACUUGAGCCACAUGAAGUCGUCUGCAGGUGAGAAUGGUUUGAUUCAUGUACAAAUGUCUUGUUUUUGAGACGUAUAAAGAAGCCAACAGUAUCUGUAAAUGUGAGCGAGCUGUAAAACGCUUCAGACUUCCACCGUGUCAUGUUCUGUGAAUAAAUGUAUUUUUUUUUCCAAA